Messenger RNA from Pogonomyrmex barbatus (red harvester ant), 3964 nucleotides. RefSeq lists its product as uncharacterized. Gene Ontology annotation, cellular component: membrane. NCBI's taxonomy places the organism in Eukaryota, Metazoa, Arthropoda, Insecta, Hymenoptera, Formicidae. The record is from RefSeq and is a predicted model, not a curated record.
UAUUAUAUAUUUUAUGCAUGAAAAUACACAAAUUUAUAAAAUCACAGAAAAAUCAGUGGGGAGAAUGUUAUAUGUUGUAUACUCGAAAUUGUUCUUUUUUUCUAUCGUAUCUAUUUUAGAUUUCUAUCGUAUUUUUAUUAUCUUCUCAUUUCAAACUAUUUUACAAUAUAUAUUGUGUCUCCUUUGUGAGUGUCCUAAGCUCCUACGCUUUUGCGUUCCAGUUCUGUCAACGUAGAAACGCGUUAGAUGAAAGGACAGAGCUACAUUCAAAACGUAUCAUUUACUCUUGUUCACCAAAUUAAACAAAGACAAAAUAAUAUAUGAAAACAUUCGGGUGAUAUUUCCGUGAACGUAGUCCAGUAUAUUGGAUAUUUCACGAAAAGUGCAUGAUCGCGCAAGUUACUCGCAUAAGCCAUGUUUUUGUCCGGAUCCAAUGAAAUUAAACAUGGUAGGAACGUAUCUAUUAUACAAAUUUGUGAAAAUAAAAAAUUAGUGUACUAUGAUAUUGAUAAUCAAUUUUUGUAUUUAAAAUCAUCUUAAGAUUAUAUUUCAACCAAUAAAAUAGCCGUACAAAGCCGUACUUACGUGAGGCUCUGUGCACAAAGAAGAAAUAUUAGAAACAGAAGUAGAGAAAUAAAUAUUAAAUAUUAAGAUUAUGGACAAUAGACAACAGAAAUAGAGAAUAAAGGCAAUAGAUUUCAAUUUAUCGGAAAUCGUGUAUCAAUUACUAAAUCGACGUAUCAACAAACACAGUUUUCGAUAAACUAAAUUUUGCCUACGUUAUUUUCUGUUUGUUAGUUUCUGUUGCGCAUUAUGCAUAGACCUUAACAUUUAACAUUUAAUAUUUAUUCCAGUUCCUAAUAUUUCUUCUAUAGUGCGUAAAAGCUAACAAUUUUAAACACAAGAGCAGACUAUCAAUAUCGGCCUAUGUGUGAUUAUGUCUAUAACGGGGCACUUAAAAUUUCUUCACUCGUUCCUGGAUUUCCAAACAGCGUGGCGAAAUAUCACGUGACCGUCACGCAGGGAUCAAAGAUACCGACGCGGAGUGUUCGUACCGGUUACAUCGCGGCGGACAGAAGCGGCAGGCGAUUAUAGGGUGGAGGGGAGCGUGGAUGCGUUACGCGCCACGCAUGUGCGAGAGAAGAAGCCGGUCCACGGAUCGUAGCACCGCACCGGGCGCGGAAGAUUCGAGGGAGUCGGGGAUCACGAAUGGCCGGCGCGUCGCACCGGGCGAGGAUGCGGGAAGAUGGCGGCGGCGGUGGAGUCGAGCGAGGUGAAGUGUACCGAUGUUGAGAACGCGACGGCGGACAGGGCGGGUGCGCCUCGUGCGACGACGCCGCGCCGGCAGGCCGAGCUUUACCGAUUCCGCGCCACCGACCUGUUAUACUACGCGUCCUCAGUCAGUUUCUUUUUCGCGGAUGUAGCAACAGGCGCUUCCGCCGUAGCUUCUUUCUGCUCUCUGACAUGGGCCGUAAGUACAUACGUGAGGGCCAUGUAUAAUAUUAAUCGCGAGCGUAGCAACGCGACGUGGAUCGCUCUCGCUCUUCAGGUUCUCUGGCGCAGCGGUAUGCUACUGUCUAGAAUUGGAGUUUUGGUAUUAGCGGCUAUCUUUCUGAGAGCGUGGUUCUUUUUGUUUCUAGGUUUGCAUUGGUUAUUCAUGACUAUCUGGGUGAUCCUGCAGAAGACGGAGUUUUGUCCUACUGUAUGGGAGGAGCGCAUUUAUAAUUGUAUCAUCGGAUUGAUCUAUUGCUUUGAUUUCUUUAACCUGCGAGAAGGCAGAUCACGUUAUCGCGUGCUCAUCUUUUAUUCGGUGAUCACGGCGCAGAAUCUGGUUUUCCUGAUCAUGUACGUGUUGCAUUUCAAAGAUACCGUUGCGAGCGAGACGAUGAUCGCGAUCGCGACGGUGAUAGUCGGCGGUAUGUUCGUCGGUUUGACGAGUAUGUCACUGUAUUACGGCAAGUUUCAUCCGUCAAAAAUGUCGACAAAUAUCUCCGGGAACAUCAGCGAACACUCGCAUUCCACAGCUACAAAGGGUGAUACAUCCAAAUCCUUCAAACUGUUCCAUCGUGGCUCCUUGGUAUCUCUGCAUCAUUCCAUCGAUAGCUCGCCGAGGACCGAGGAGAUGCCCACUGACAAACAAUCAUUACUCACGAAUAUUGUGCAGAUCUCCGAUUGCGUGGAGGAGGGCAUCGUCAAUCGCAACUACAACUCGGAAAACGAGUCCAAUGCAAGUGUUGUGCGCGUCUCCACCGAGUGUGAAAGACCGCAUAGCCGUAUCGGCGCCAAGUACAAAGACGAAGUCACGUCGUCAUUCAACGACAAUAUGGACAACACGCUUACUAGCAGUGCACCAAGUUUGCUGUAUCCAGGUCUGUCCGACAUCGAUUCAUCCCGAAAACGCCGCGGUAUUUACGAGCAUGAUAUCAUGCCGCAAUUGGACUGGCACGCGCCGGAUAUAUUGAACAUUGAUCUUGAUCAACUUGGCGGCCUCGACAAUGCUUGCGAGCGGAGUAAUUCUCUCAUGUUGGAUUCCUGCAGUAAAGUGAUCGGCGCGUUGGAUGUUAUUAAGAACAGAGAAAAGUUGACGACUCCUACACUGCUGGAAAGUAGCCGGAUAUUCGAUAUAGAGAAGGUGUCAAAGGACCUGCAGCAGCAGCAACAGAAGGACGAGACGAUGAGUUGCGUGACGUCGAUCCACGACUACGAGAACGUAUGCCCACUGGGGAUCGCCCGGCCGCCUUGGUGCAUCCGCAGCUGGAAGGGUUAUACAGACAUUGAGACGUACAUUCAUGACGAUAGCGUAGUGCGCGAUCGACGGCGGGACACUUUGACGAGCACAACCGGCACGACGUACAGUUCGGAAUAUUCCGAUGGGAUGAUCUCACGAGGGAUAUUAAAGCAGGACGAUUAUGCGGAUGCUCUGACUUAUGAUCUGGUGGAGUCUAAAGGCAACAAGUCGUCUUAUAGCGAUAGCACAUUCUCCGCGUCUACCGUGGACGACCAAAAUGCCAGUUUAUACAUAGCUAAACCGGUGGUAUUCGAUGAUCGAGGUGGCAUGCUCGCGUUGGACACGAUACUUGAAGAACGUGACGAUUUGUCAUCGUCGGACGAGAAGUUUGGAACAGAACCGUUGCGCGACUCCGCGAGCACCUUAGUGAGUACGAUAGAUCAAAUCAGGCGGUAUACAGCAGAGAAUUCACCGCGACACAUCUAUCACACUACCGAGACUCAGUGGGAAGAUUUGAAUCCUAAAAAUUUAAUGGCGCGGGCACGCUUUACCAAAGUAUUGUUUAACAACGAUCUUAGAAAUUCCUCAGCGAUGACCAAUCCGUUCAAUCUGACUGCUCAGGACAUUGAGAAACGUGAGAUAGAUGCUAUUAGAGAAUUUGUUCGGUGUUGUGCGAUAGAGUCCAUAAAAAAAACUCCCCUGAUAGAUGCUAUCUUAUCGGACUCGCCAAUUUUGGGCAGCAGGGUAAGUAAACUUGUGCGGCAAGUUACAUUUGUAGAUCACAAGGAUGAUUUCGAGACGAACGAAAAUGACUUGUACGUCGAAAUGAGUCCCCUAGUGUCCAUCGAGAACGGUGAAAACCACUCGUGUCAGGCAAGACUCGACGAUGUGAAAACCGCUAAGACGGAAAUUGCUGCUAAGAAAAACGAUCUUCCCGCGAUAGCGAAGAAAUCACCGGACAAAGAAAAUCUGGCACCAGUUUCGUUGAAUAACAAUAGGCAGAUCAAUAAUAUCGUGUACGAUAAUAGAGAUAAUGAUGAUAGGCAUGCUUGGACUAUAGAAAGAGACGACAAGCACGAUAAGUCGUUGUGUAACAUGCGUUUCAAUUUGAAAGAAAAGAGACACUUAUUUCUGGAGCAGGUUCUUUCGCCGGUUCCAAAACUCUGGAAUAAACGCAUCUCCUUUCAUCCGAGCACGAAAAAUUUAUAAUGAACUCCUUGGGUUCUCUCAUUCGCG